AUGUCGUCGCCGACUUCUGCACCUCAAAAGCCUUCGCUGUACGCCAAUCUUCACAUGAGCGGUCGCCAGAUUCGACUGCUCCAAAUCACUUCAACCAAGCCUGAAAUCGCCUGCAGGCUCGAAGUCGUCAGCCUUGAAGAUGAGCCGGCGUACAGCGCCUUGUCCUACGCCUGGGGUGACCCUGCAAUCACCAAAAGCGUACUCGUCAACGGCGAACGCGUCAAUGUGACGACUAAUCUCGCAUCGGCACUGGAGCAUGCUCCCAAGCACUUGGAGGAUGCCAAUGUGGCCCCUAAGCUGUGGGCAGACGCGAUCUGUAUCAAUCAAGAUGACCCCAACGAGAAGAACCAUCAAGUUCCUUUUAUGAAGGACAUUUACUCGCAAGCGGAAAUUGUCAUUUGCUGGCUGGGGCCACCGAUUGAUCAGGUUCAUCGAGGUUUAGACUGGAUCGGUGUUAUAGCUCGAGAAUGCUCAUUCGCAGACGACGACGAUGAGCUCCAAGAUGCCUUUGACACUCUCAACCUGCAGAAAGGUUCUGAAAAGAAAGACUUUGGCAGUACAGAGAGCCUGACAAAGUCUCAGGAUGCUAAUACGCGCGUCAAUGAAGCCCUAGCGUCAUAUCAAAAGCGUCUUCAACAGUAUAAUGAAAGACAGUGCCUAAUCCACAAAAGCCCCAAUUUGGCAUGGAUCUUCAAGUAUCCUUCAUUCUAUGAAGGAAUCGACGAGGGCGCAGGCGGCGCAUCCGACCUCCUCGGUACAUUCGCCCCUCCAUAUUGGACUCGCGUAUGGAUCUUUCAAGAGUUAGCUCUUGCAAAAAAGCCCAUCUUUGCCUGCGGUACUCGCUCUAUAUCUCUGGCCUCUCUUGAUCACUUGGCCCGCUGGACCCAGUGGUUGACAAGUGACCCUACCAUCGUCAGGCCCCAAGUCAUAGAUCCGAGGCAAUGGGAAGGCUUGAAGCACGACGCGCCGCAGGUCACCCUAUAUCAUCAUGCUUGA
Messenger RNA from Fusarium falciforme, 996 nucleotides. RefSeq names its product HET domain-containing protein. NCBI's taxonomy places the organism in Eukaryota, Fungi, Ascomycota, Sordariomycetes, Hypocreales, Nectriaceae. The transcript has 2 exons. The record is from RefSeq and is a predicted model, not a curated record. Bases 1 to 996 code for a protein of 331 amino acids.